Messenger RNA from Penicillium malachiteum, 2529 nucleotides. RefSeq names its product SLC26/SulP family anion transporter. Bases 1 to 2529 code for a protein of 842 amino acids. Gene Ontology annotation, molecular function: secondary active sulfate transmembrane transporter activity. Lineage: Eukaryota; Fungi; Ascomycota; Eurotiomycetes; Eurotiales; Aspergillaceae. The transcript has 3 exons. The record is from RefSeq and is a predicted model, not a curated record. Gene Ontology annotation, biological process: transmembrane transport. Gene Ontology annotation, cellular component: membrane.
AUGGGUGAACAAUCUUCUAAGAUUGGUCGUACCUUGGCCAAGGGCCUUGGUAUCAAAGUCGCCUACAGAGAUCCUUUGAGCGCCAACACUGGUGAUCCGGUCACUCGAGGCGAGUCAACUUUCUCAGUUGGCACUGUCGAGACCUACUCCUACAAUGAGCCUGAGCCUAGCAGCAUUGAAUACCUUCGCGAAAUUACUCCAUCUGGCCGCCAAUUCGUCGAUUAUCUUAUUAGUCUCUUUCCUUUCCUGAACUGGAUUGGACGCUACAAUCUCCAAUGGUUCAUUGGUGAUCUUGUUGCUGGUAUCACUGUUGGUGCCGUUGUUGUCCCUCAGGGUAUGGCUUACGCUAAGCUGGCGGAGCUUCCCGUGCAGUUUGGUCUCUACUCAUCCUUCAUGGGUGUUCUGGUUUAUUGGUUUUUCGCAACUUCGAAGGAUAUCACCAUUGGUCCCGUCGCCGUCAUGUCUACUCUGACCGGAACUAUUGUGCUUCAAGUUCAGGCCGAGUAUCCUGAUAUUGAAGCUCAUAUCAUCGCUUCGUGUCUUGCCGUCCUCCUCGGUGGUAUCGUCUGUUUCCUGGGUCUGAUUCGCAUGGGUUUUAUUGUGGAUUUCAUUCCGCUGCCUGCAAUUUCCGCUUUCAUGACUGGUUCCGCCAUCAACAUUGCUUCUGGCCAAGUCAAGACGAUGCUCGGUGAAACUGCUGGCUUUUCUACUCGUGAUGCAACAUACUUGGUCAUUAUAAACACCCUCAAAUACUUGCCUACUGCCGGUCUCGAUGCCGCCAUGGGUGUGACUGCCUUGGCCAUGUUGUAUAUCAUCCGCUCGGGUUGCACCUAUGCUGCAAAGAAGCAGCCACAACGGGCUAAGAUCUGGUUCUUCAUUUCAACCCUUCGAACUGUGUUUGUCAUUUUGUUCUACACUAUGAUCAGUGCUGCGGUAAACUUGCACCGGAGAGACGACCCCUUGUUCACUUUGCUGGGCACCGUGCCUCGCGGUUUCAAGAACGCAGCUGUGCCCACCAUGGACACCCGGAUUAUCAAGUCUUUCUCCAGCCAGCUCCCAGCUGCUGUGAUCGUUUUGCUUAUCGAGCACAUUGCCAUCUCCAAGUCCUUUGGUCGUGUCAACAACUACACCAUUGAUCCCUCUCAGGAAUUCAUCGGUAUUGGUGUUACCAACCUCCUUGGUCCUUUCCUGGGCGGCUAUCCUUCCACUGGUUCUUUCUCCCGAACUGCCAUUAAGUCCAAGGCUGGUGUGCGAACUCCCCUGGCUGGAUUGAUUACUGCUAUUGUCGUGCUUCUGGCUAUCUAUGCUCUGACUGCAGUCUUCUUCUACAUCCCUUCGGCUUCUCUCUCUGGUGUCAUUAUCCACGCUGUGGGUGAUUUGAUCACUUCCCCCAACACUGUUUACCAGUUCUGGCGUGUCUCUCCACUCGAUGUUGUCAUCUUCUUCAUCGGUGUGAUCGUUACCGUAUUCACCUCGAUUGAAGAUGGUAUCUACUGCACAAUCUCUGUCUCCGCGGCAGUCCUGCUCUUCCGUGUGGCUAAGGCUCGCGGCCAAUUCCUUGGUCGUGUUAAGAUUCACUCUGUCGUAGGUGACCACCUCCUCGACAACGAUGGAAAGUAUGGCUCCUUCGGAACGACCAAGGUCCCAUCCGAUGACGAAGAGCACCACCGCAGCAUCUUCCUCCCCACCAACCACGCCGACGGAUCUAACCCGGAUAUCGAGCUCGAGCAGCCAUACCCUGGUAUCUUCAUCUACCGUUUCUCCGAGGGAUUCAACUACCCCAACGCCAACCACUACACGGACAACCUGGUGCAGACUAUCUUCAAGAGCACUCGCCGUACUAACCCGCACGCUUUCAAGCGUCCUGGUGAUCGCCCAUGGAACGCCCCGGAUCUGAAGAAUGGCAAGGAAGCCGAGGAUGACACCCGUCCACUCCUGCAAGCCGUCAUUCUGGAUUUCUCCUCUGUGAACAACGUCGACACAACCUCUGUGCAGAACUUGAUCGAUGUUCGCAACCAGUUGGAUCUCUACGCCUCUCCUCGCUCCGUCCAGUGGCACUUCGCCCACAUCAACAACCGCUGGACCAAGCGUGCUCUCGCAGCCGCCGGCUUCGGUUUCCCUACCCCAACCUCAAACGACGGAUUCCACCGCUGGAAGCCUAUCUUCAGUGUUUCCGAGAUCGAAGGCAGUGCUUCCGCCGCCGCUCACGCUGAACUGAUCAACAACCAGCGCGAGCAGGCUUUCCAGCAACAGCAGGACAUGGAGGCUGGUCUGAAGGUCGAGCACUCGACUACCGAGCGUGAGACCACCAACACGAUCGAGACGAUCGAGUCAUCCACAUCCGGGGAGAGCGGCAUCAUCACCGAGGACAAGUUGCAGCGCGACUUGAAGGACAGCAAGGCGUACCGUGGACGCCGCAAGGUCGCUAUUGUGCAGGGCAUGAACCGACCUUUCUUCCACAUUGACUUGACCAGCGCCCUCCAAAGCGCUGUUGCCAACUCUUCCCAGGAGAUUCCGACAAUCCACUAA